This is a messenger RNA of Populus trichocarpa (black cottonwood), 2334 nucleotides long. RefSeq lists its product as uncharacterized. The record is from RefSeq and is a predicted model, not a curated record. NCBI's taxonomy places the organism in Eukaryota, Viridiplantae, Streptophyta, Magnoliopsida, Malpighiales, Salicaceae. The transcript is spliced from 12 exons. The coding region runs from base 283 to 2067 and encodes 594 amino acids.
UCAAUUCCAGUCCCACAUUUUUUCCAUUUUUCCCCCUAGUCUUUUUUCUUCCCUCGCGCCAUUUAGCUCCCCCAAACACCCCCCCCAUUUCAAUAUUUCAAAAACCCUAGAAUACAAAACCCCUAAUUUCCCAAAUCGAAAUCGAAACACAAAACGCUAAUUAAGAAAUGAAAUCAUUUCUCUUGUUAUCCAUUUUAUUUAAAUUUCGUAGAUAAAGAGGCAGUCUUGGCUUCAUGGAAGUGGAUUAUGUGAGUGAAUGAGAAGCUCGAAAAAGAAGAAAAAAUGGCGCAAUUGAAUGGUUCAAAAGUAAUUCCCAUAAAAUCCGAGCAAGAAUUCAAUGACAUUGGUGAUUGGUCCAACGAGCUUGACCAUCUUCCUUUACUACAACGUCGUAAAUUAUUACUGUCAGGGAAACCAAAUACAACGUCCAAUGUUGAUGUUGUUGUUAGAAAGGAGUACGAGGAUUCCCAGGAAGUUUCUGUGAGUGCCUCUUCUGCUAAUGUGAGAGAAGGUUGCAAAGUUGCAGUAAAUCAGUGUUUGCAGAAUGGCAUUGGUGGGCAAGACUUGGUUAAGUCGGGAGAUUGCAGUAUUCAGGGGACUAAAGUAAAUGCAUAUGUUUGUUUGGAUCAGAAUUCAAUGGUGCAGAGUCAACCUGCUGAAGCGAAGUUCGAGUGUUCGUAUAAUAAUGUUCAGAGCACAUUAGGAGAUAGCAUGACUGGUUCUGCGGGUGCUGAUUUGCAAACAAUUAAGGUCAAGAGUAAUAGUUCUGUUGACUGUGCAGAUGACCUUGAUCAUGUUGUAUUGAGAGUGCGGCAAGGGAUGCUGCUAUCAAGGAAAAUGUUGAGGUUGGAAAAGACAAAUUUGGAGGGAUUGAACAUGGAGUCAAAUUCAUGCCAGAAACUGCAUUUCAUGCCUGCAACAGCUGAUAGUAUGGCUAGCUCAAGUUUAUCAACCAUGAUCAAUGUCAAGGCUGAACCAUUGGAUAACAAUGAAUUGCACAACUCGGACAGAAUCAGUGUCUCUAAUUUCUCCAUUAACAAGGUGCCAGUGAAGACUGAACUUGAAAUCCCCAAUAAACUGUACAAAGACAAGUUGGAUCAUAUGCAAUUGCAAGAUCGCAUCAAAAUGCCGACCAAAUGGAAGAGUUCUAAAUCAAAGAUUUCAGGGAAUUCUGAAUGUUUGCGUAAAGCCAUCCCUUCUGAUGUUGAGUAUGGCUCGACUGUUCCAGACCCAAUAAGGUUCAUCCAACCACGGAAAAGGAAGAAAACCGCCACGGAUUCUGCUGAAACAGCACUGGAGGAAGAUGCUCCUGGACUUCUGCAGGUGUUAGUUGAACAAGGGGUAUCUCUUGAAGAAAUCAAGCUUUAUGGAGAGGCAGAUAAUGAUGAGGCCAUAGACGAAUCAUUUAUUGAAGAUGGAUUUGGAGAGCUUGAAGCUGUUAUGUCAAAGCUACUUUUCCAGCGUAGCUCCUUACUAAAGCUCGCUCCCAUACAAUGUGCGAAGGCCUCAAGACCUAGUUAUUGUUUGGAAUGUCUCUUCUCCCUUGUAGAGCAGACACGGCAUCUUCGGUUUCGUAAUUGGCCUGCUGAAUGGGGUUGGUGCCGAGAUCUUCAGUCAUUUGUAUUUGUCUUUAAAAAGCAUAACAGAAUAGUGCUGGAACGCCCUGAAUAUGGCUAUGCAACAUAUUUCUUUGAGCUGGUAGAUUCCAUAUCCAUUGAUUGGCAGAUUAAGCGUCUGGUGACUGCCAUGAAACUUACCAACUGUGGCAGGGUUAGUGUGGUUGAGAACAGACCAUUAUCGGUUGGUGAAGACAUAACUGAAGGCGAGGCUCAGGUGUUGAUGCAGUAUGGGUGGACACCUAAUAGUGGUUUAGGAACCAUGCUAAACUACUGUGACAGAGUUUUUCAUGACAGGAAGAAUGAGAAGGAUAGCUCAGAGUGGAGAUCAAAAAUAGGGAAAUUGUUGAUGAAUGGUUAUAAUGGUGGAAGUAUUGUUUCAAACAAUAUCGAGACAGAGCUUAUACAGCAUACCAGUGCUGAGAGCCCACAAAUUAAGAUGGAGCUUUAGUCGUGUCAUCCUAUGUUGUGCCUUAUGCGGGUCUGCACUGCAAUUUACACAGAAAUGCACCAAGACUGUGGUGUUCCCUUGCUUCCAAAGUCCCAAUUACUCCCUUCAGUCUCUUGCCGUAUCCUAAACGUAUAAAUAUUUAGAUAGAUGAAACCUGUCGACAGGCUUUUGUGCAGCUAACUACAUACAAAUCAAAGAACCCUAGAAUACUGAUUGUUGUGAUGUAGUGUUGUUACUCAUAACCGAAGUUUGCUUUUCUUUCUUUCC